Messenger RNA from Puccinia graminis f. sp. tritici CRL 75-36-700-3, 565 nucleotides. RefSeq lists its product as uncharacterized. The annotation marks the transcript as partial. NCBI's taxonomy places the organism in Eukaryota, Fungi, Basidiomycota, Pucciniomycetes, Pucciniales, Pucciniaceae. The record is from RefSeq and is a predicted model, not a curated record. The transcript is spliced from 4 exons.
CAAUGGGUGAUUUUGAAAAAGUAGAAGCUUACUUACAAGGAUUGCACAUUAAUAAACAUCAACAAAACCCAAUCAUAACAUUCCCAAGUGACAGUGAAGAGGUGACCAGUAUUAAAGAUGGAAGCAGGACGACUAACACCGCUUUCUACGCAUCAAAGAAUGACCCAAUGGAUAUCUUCAUCUCAGAGUUAACACCAAACGAGCUCAGACAUCAUCAUUCAAAAACAGAGAUAGGUUUGAAGCAGCAUCCAGAUUACAUGAAUGUCGAAUAUCCUCCAGAAAAUUGGAUUGCUUCAGAUCCAUUGAAAAUGUAGUUUCCAAAACUCUUGGAGUCCAGACGCCUACCGCGACGGUGAUCCCAGAUUCCCACUGGUAGCUACUCAGGAGUAUAUGCGGGGUCGGGACGGCCAUUGCCAGCACCAAACACAACAUUCUGGCCCACGUUCAAUCACAGUGUAAACAGUUCCAGCCUGCCACUUGCUAUUACAAUAUUUAAAACAUAACAUGAAAAAUUCAAUCCAUGCCAAUGAUUCGAAUUUGAAGUAUAAUAAUCGAGAAAAAUGGG